This is a messenger RNA of Acyrthosiphon pisum (pea aphid), 1424 nucleotides long. RefSeq lists its product as uncharacterized. The transcript is spliced from 2 exons. The record is from RefSeq and is a predicted model, not a curated record. The coding region runs from base 650 to 1072 and encodes 140 amino acids. NCBI's taxonomy places the organism in Eukaryota, Metazoa, Arthropoda, Insecta, Hemiptera, Aphididae.
UAUAGUAUUUAUAUCAAUGGUAUUGCUAUUUUGAAUAUAUGUAGAGACCAGUUAUAACUUUAUAAGGAAAGAUAAAAGCUUUUUAUUUCAUGACUCAUAACAGUCAAAAGCAUGAGCUCUCAAUAUUAUUCAAAAACAUUUCACAUUUAAAAACAUAUGCAUACGCAUAACCAAAAUGACAAAAUAGAUUUUAAAAUCUAAUGAUGAAAAUUAUUUAUUAAAAUAAUUACAUAAUGUGACCAUGAUGUGGCAUGUUGAACAUCCAUCCUACUAUUGCUAUUUAAAAUAGUAAGCUAAUAUAAAAGGGCAUUUAGAGAUGGAUUUGUAGUGUUAAAAUCUGAGCACCUUCAGAAAAGACAAUAUUAAAUUAUUUGUAUUUGUGAGUGUACAGUAAGUUAUAAUCAGAAAUAAAAUAUAAUUAUUUAACAAAUCAACUAUUCUAUAUUUUUACUUCUUUAAUACAUAAAAGAUCAAACUACUACUAAGUGACUAUCACUUCUAUAACUACAUUAAAACAUUUUCUUUAUAAAGUUAUAUUAUUUUUUAUAUUGCUACUAUAUUAUCAACACAUAAUUGGUUUACAUUGUUUCAAUGCAGUGCCAUUACUCCUCUUUAUUGUGCUCCUCAAGGGUUUUGGCCUACCAUAUUAAUGAAACAUUGGUUACAUUGUUUCUCUAUUCUACUCUUCAUACUCUGUCCGCAAGUACGGUACAGCAUUCUUUUAUAUUUGGACAUUGACAUCGGCAUCAUUAUAGUGUUAAUAGUAUUCCACUUUCUGGUCGUGCCCGUGUUAGAUAUAAACACCAAUGAGAACAUCAUAAUUACAGUAACUAUGGUAGCCACUGUGACUUGUUUCUAUUUUGCCAAGAAACUCGCAAUCAAAUCUCAUCUUAAAUAUGAUCUAGAAAUGACAAAUGUCAAUGGAAGAAACGAAAAUAUAGUUUUAAUGAAUGAAACUGUAACUAUUCAAUGCAUUAUUUGUAAAAGGGAUGUACUGUCCAGAACAUAUCACUGUCUUGUGUGUAAGAGUAAGACCUAUGUGAUUCAACAACACAUCAUUCUUAUUGGAUAGACCGACGAUAGACAGGAAAGCAUAAUAGGAAACCAUAAAUGACUGGUCUGGUACUCGGUUCAGUUUGGUUUACAUUCUGAUCAAAUCUCAUCCUGACUACCCUAUGUCAACCUUUCAAAUUUUUUUGCAACAAUCGUGUAACCCGAUGACUGUAGUGAUGUAAAUUAUUAUAUAAUGCAUGGCUAAUUAUAUUAUUAGGCGUGAUAUUAAGUAAGACAAUGUUAAAUAUAUUAUUAUAUAUUAUCAUAAUACAUAUUGAUUCGUUAAAAUGUAUACAUAUAUACAUUUUUAUAUCAAAUAUCGAAAAGAUACCUCUUGGACACUAAUUAAAAAAACGUAUGACAUUUAAUAA